Molecule: messenger RNA, 1233 nt
Organism: Arachis duranensis
Lineage: Eukaryota; Viridiplantae; Streptophyta; Magnoliopsida; Fabales; Fabaceae
Exons: 3
Coding region: 373-774 (133 amino acids)
Source: RefSeq, a predicted model, not a curated record
UGUAACCCUAAUCCCUUCUGGGAUUCUCCCAAGCUCACUCGAUCAUGCUCAAACCUGGAAAGAAGGGAUGUUCUUGGUAAUACAAUUCAUCAAUUCCCAGAUUUAAAGUCGCAAUCUUUCGAGAAUUUACAGGAACUUACAGCAGGUAAAGUGGCUGCUAAUCUUGAAAGCCCCAGGUCGAGAAUUUACAGGAACUCACCUGUUGAACCUUAUGUGGGACAGGAGUUUGAGUCAGAAGUAGAGGCACAUGUAUUCUACAAUGCAUAUGCCACGAGUGUUGGAUUCAUCGUACGUGUUAGUAAACUCUCGCGAUCAAGGAUCGAUAAUUCUACUAUUGGGCGGAUUUUUGUCUGCAACAAAGAGGGAUACAGGAUGACUGACAAGCGUGAAAAUGUUAUACGGCAAAGGGCUGAGACAAUGGUUGGUUGCAAGGCAAUGAUAAUGGUAAGGAAAGUAAAAUCCGUUAGCUGGGUUGUUACAUGUUUUGUAAAGGAACACACACACCCUCUUGCUGGUCCAGGAGGUGGCAGAAGGGAUUUCAUCUACGAACAAUAUCCGGGCGAAUGGGAUAGAAUUCGGGAAUUAAAUCAGCAGUUGACAGCAGAGAAAAAGAGGUCUGUCACCUACAAAAGACAUCUUGAAGUUGAGCACAUUGACGUCGACGAGUAUAACGAGAGCCUAUUGAAGAAAAUACAACACAUAGUAUACAAUGUAAAGGAGAUGGAAAGCAAAGAAGAACAAAGUCAAUUGAACUUUCAAUCAGCCACCCUUUAAAUAAUUUUCCGUCCGACGAAACACAGAAACCAACCGUCAAUUCAAAAAUACUGCGAUGCGAAGCAUACAAAGUGUAAUGUUAGUAGUAUUCUGCUAAUUGCUGAUCCUAGGGUGUUUGCUCUCUGUUCCUACUUUAGAUGUCUGGUGGGGUUCUCAUGCAAUGAAAUUCAUUGUAUUGUUUUCUUAUUUAUGCUACGAAUGAAUGACACUUUUAAUUGGUAGAAGAAGAAAGCCAAUUACUGUCAAUGCCUGGUUUCAUCUGAGUUGAUUCUUGUGGUGUUGUGCCAAAAAUAUGAUAUUAUUACUCAAGAGAGGCAUUUCAAAUGCCAUGGUAGAGUUGAAUUGUUCCAUUUUUUUAUUGGGUUUGUAAAACAUGAUCCAAGGCUUUGACUCUUGUGUCUAGUAAUGAUUAAUCUAUUUUGUAUAUAUAAUGAGACUUGUAUGAGCAUGUUGUGCUCC